Messenger RNA from Podospora bellae-mahoneyi, 738 nucleotides. RefSeq lists its product as uncharacterized. Lineage: Eukaryota; Fungi; Ascomycota; Sordariomycetes; Sordariales; Podosporaceae. The record is from RefSeq and is a predicted model, not a curated record. The transcript has a single exon. Bases 1 to 738 code for a protein of 245 amino acids.
AUGAGCGCCGAUUCGCACGAGCUUCUCGAUGCCUUCCGGGCUGCUGCACUGUCCGUCACCAAGCUCUACAAGACGUCAGCUGCCGCGCAAACCAAGUCUCGCGCCGAUGGCUAUCAAGACUGUCUUGAAGACCUGAUUGCCUUUCUGGACAAAGAAAACAUCGGACUGUCUGCUGGUGAUGUAGGCUCAAAGAUCCGGAAAUGGGCGAUGGAUAGAUCAGAGACUAGGGACACCACACCCCCAUCCAUCGAGAGCGACGACGAGCCCGAGAAGCCCGAGCCUGCCGCCUCAUCCCCUCAGGCACGAACGAGCCCUCCGGCAGCACAAACAUCUGUCGACCGGGACGAGGUCCACAUGAGAGAUUCGGCGCCUCCGGUUCUUGCAACGGUUCCCUGUCCGCCUAGCCCGAUAGUGGAGGAGGUCGACUUUGUUGUUCCUACGCAGGAUACCUUCAACUUCCAGUCAGCACAUGCUUAUCCUCACGAUGAGGCCAUGCGACUCGCCAACCUCAACCUGUCUGAUGCCAACCAAGCAUCAAACCAUAACACAUCAAACCGGACGACACCACGCAACACCAGAAGAAGAGAUGUACGACCUGGGAGGACACGGAGAGAUUUGGGACAGGGCGCGGGCCACAAGAGAAAGAUGAACCUCGCUGAGUACUUCGACCUAAACGGUGUCGAUCUCGGGAACGGAAAGGAUAUGUUUGGCGGUGGGAAACGCACAAGGCACGUUUAG